Nicotiana attenuata is the source of this 390-nucleotide messenger RNA. RefSeq lists its product as uncharacterized. Gene Ontology annotation, molecular function: zinc ion binding. The transcript has 2 exons. Lineage: Eukaryota; Viridiplantae; Streptophyta; Magnoliopsida; Solanales; Solanaceae. The coding region runs from base 1 to 390 and encodes 129 amino acids. The record is from RefSeq and is a predicted model, not a curated record.
AUGGCCAUGAAAGUCUUGGAAGAGAACACAGAAAGGUCAAUGAAAUGUAACAUUUUCUGGAAUGGUGAGUAUGGAUUUGAAGUGAAGCAAGGAUCAGGUGCAAGUGAAGUGAAGCAAUUAGUGGACAUCAACAGGAAAACAUGCACCUGCAGAGCUUGGAUGUUAAAAGGCAUACCAUGUGCUCAUGCAGUUGCUGCCCUGCAUUUUAAAAAUCUUGAGCCUAUGAACUAUAUUUCUCAUUGGUACAGUAAUGCAACUUACAUGAAAACAUACAGUUACUUUCUACAGCCUGUCUUGGGUAUGAAUAUGUGGCCAGAGUCACAAAACCCAACUGUUAUACCACCUCAUGUCAAGAAGAUGCCUGGAAGGCCAAAGAAGCAAUUGUCAUAA